This is a messenger RNA of Corticium candelabrum, 4085 nucleotides long. RefSeq lists its product as uncharacterized. Gene Ontology annotation, biological process: protein localization to ciliary inversin compartment. Bases 654 to 3959 code for a protein of 1101 amino acids. NCBI's taxonomy places the organism in Eukaryota, Metazoa, Porifera, Homoscleromorpha, Homosclerophorida, Plakinidae. Gene Ontology annotation, cellular component: ciliary inversin compartment. The transcript is spliced from 14 exons. The record is from RefSeq and is a predicted model, not a curated record. Gene Ontology annotation, molecular function: protein binding.
GAAGCGCUUGAAGAAACAGGUGAAUGGUUUGUUUGAAGUUGUUGAUGGUUUGACUGAUGAUCUGAUGAGUCAUGAUCGUCAGGUUAAGAUAGUAUUAGAUGCAACAAACGCAAGCAAACAGAACACAGUAGUAUUGGAUGAACUUGUAAAUAACAGAAUUGAUUGUGCAGUGCAGGUUACAAGUGAAGGAAGUGUUUGAGCAACAAAUUGAAAUGUUCAUCGUGCUUGUGUAUGACUACAGAUUAAAACAGAUCAGAAGUCUAUUGCGGCAUGUUUUACAAGAAUGAAAGUGAGAGAGGACAGCAGUACAAAAGAUGUCUAUGACAAUCUUGACGUGAUUAAAGGUUUUCAAGAAAACAUAGAGAUGAAACUAUCACAGAGACCACAAUUGGCACAGUUAACUUCAUACAGUCACACAUUGAUAGAAGGAUUGGGAACAAGAGUAGCCAAUCUCAAGCUUGCGAGGAAAAAGGCUAAGACAGAUCCAGUGGAUGAUUCUAUGGCAGCAAAAGAUGAUGCAGUUAAGGUGUGUAUCUACUAACUAUUGAUUUUAUGAGGUUAUGGGCAUGACUGCAGGGAUUAUGUAGAUUCAGUGGGCUAAAUUGGACUGGGCGCACAAGAACAAUAGACCUGGUAUAUUGAAUAAGGUUGUUAUGCUGGGAAUAGAAGACAAGGAUAAGUUGGGACAUACUUUACUUCACUAUGCUGCUUACUAUGGUAACUAUGAUGUGGUUCGUAUUCUGCUGGAGAACAAUGCAGAUGCGGAUGCUGCAGACAAGGAUGGGAAGAGACCUUUUGAUUUUGCAUUGGAAAAAGGUCACAUGUCAACAGCUGGUCAGUUAGUGUUGACAAUGCAAUCAGCUGAACAUCUUGCAUUUGAGGGUAUCUCUCAGCUGCUGCAGUGGGCAUGUGAGAAUGAAGUGGAUGUUGCAACAAAGAUUGCAAAGAAGUUUUGUCAAAUAGUGGAGAAGAAGUCUGGUCGAACUUUACUUCACUUUGCUGCUCAACUUGAUCAUCGUGAGGCAGUCGAGUGUCUGUUGGAGAAGAAUGCUGAUGCAGAUGCUAAAGAUAAGGAUGGAUGGACAGCUCUGCAUUUUGCUUGUUGGAAUGGUAAUUUGUCUAUUGUGGAGAUAUUAGUGUCAGCAGGAUGUGACAAAGGAGCAAGGACUAAUUAUGGAUCAACACCUUUACAUCUUUCCUGCUCAUCAGUACCCUGUCGUCAUCUGCUAAUUGUCAAGUUGUUGAUAUCAUCAGGAGCUGAUGUGUCAGCAGUGAACAAGGAAGGACAAACACCAUUGCAAGCUGCAGAAAAAGAGUUGCACUCAGAUUAUCAUUCAAGUAGAGAAAUUCGUUUUCGUAUUAUUUCUCACCUAAGAAAAUUGAAUCGUCAUCCACGUGCUAUUGAUCGUCUCGGUCCAAUUGUUAAGGCUGAUUAUGAAGUUGCUGUGAAAAAGGGGAAGUUGCCAAUAAUGCGAGGGAACAUUGACAUGCUUGGUGAAGAAGAUGCAGGCAAGACGACAUUGGGAGAUGCUUUUCUAGAUCAGCCAUUUAUAGAGAAGAGGGAAAGUACGGUAGGAGCAGACGUGAAAGUGAUGAGAACGGGAGGCGGUCCAAACAUGAACUGGAAGGAACUGAAACCAAAAGAGAAAGAAGACAUCAUUGAUCAAGUUCUUGUCAGAGGCUUUCUUGCAAGACAACAACAAGUUGAGGCCCCAGAGCAGACACCAGACGACAAUGGAGAGGAAGCUAUUGGAGAGACAAUCCAAGAAGCAGAACAGCAGCCAGGAGGUAGUACCAACACGGUAGCUUUACCAACAGCCAGACAAGCAAGUAGUAAAGAAGGCAACACGACAGAGUUGAGGAAGCCGCUACGUGAUUUGUUGUUUUCUAAAGAAUUAACCGAGGAGCAAGCAAAGUUAGCAGAGGAACUGCGUCGUGACAAAGCUGCAUUAGAAAAAAGUGAAAAUAUGAUGUUGAUCACAGUGUGUGAUCGCGGCAGUCAAGAGCAGUUUCUGAUGACACACGCAGCAUUGAUGGCAGACAACAGUCAGGACAGUGCAACCGCUUACAUGAUAGUGAUGGAUGGAACAAAGAGUCUUGCAGAUCCCAUACCUCAAUGUUUGUUCCGACCAGAACAAGGAAGCGAGCAGUUGGUCGUGCCACGUUUUGGCCCUACAACGAGACGUGAGCUGUUGGCUUACCACAUGAAUGCCAUCAAGAUGGCACAUCCAGUAAUGGCUUGUGGUCCUUUUCUUGGUCAGGAUUAUGUCAAGCAAGCACCAGUUACAUUCGCCAUGUCGACAAGACAAGACAAAACAAAGGACAUGGAUCCAAAAUUCUUAGACGAACAAGAAGAAAUAUUGCAAGACAUUGUACAGAAGAAUGACUUUGGUGGUCACACGGUGUUGGCAGAGAAAAACCCAAACAAACUGACUUUUCGUGUUGACAACACACGAUCAGGCACUGGCAGUCCGGAUCCGGUGCUAACGAAGGUGAAGGAGAUAUUUGUAGCAAUGGUGCGGUCACUGUCAACGAGUCAACGAGAUGCUAUUCCUUUGCCAUGGGCAGUUCUCGAUAAAUUGUUGAGCAGAGUGUCUCAACUGGAUGACAAUGAAGGGAAAAUACUGGACAUCGAAGAAGUGUGUGAGUUGGCUCGAAAAUUCUGUGACAUUAUGACACGAAGAGAAUGUCGAUCGGCACUUCAGUAUUUAUCAAUUUUGAGCACAAUUGCAUUUUAUUCUGAUGUGAGUGAGUUAGAUAAGAAGGUCUUCACUGAUCGGCAGUGGCUGGUCAAUGUUCUCACUGUCUUUGCUACCGUCCUGCACAAGCAUAACAUGCCACCAAAUCUUUGGGAAGAUUUGAAGAAAUUGAAGGAAGAAGGAAUGAUGUCUUGGUCAUUGGCUCACUAUCUGCUGCUGCAGAAAGGUGUCAAGGAAAGUCAGUUUGAGUCCAUCUUGUACCUGCUGCAUCUAUUCGACGUCAUCUGUCCUAUGAGCACAUCACCGGAGAUGCUGAAGGCUGUUCUGAAGGUUGGACAGUCAUUCUUUGUUCCUUGCUUGCUGGAACAGAGAUAUGAUAACAAGUUGGCAUGGCAACAGCUGGCCGGCUCCACUCGAUUUCCUCCCUCUCUCAUAUUUCGUCCUGAUGGGUUUGACACGACUCCCGAGCCGAUCUACUUUCGCUUGGUGUCUCGUUGUGCCACUGAAUAUGCCCAUCCUCGUCCCAAACUGAAAAGAGGUCAUGCUGUCUUUCAUGUGGAUGAUGAUCUUGAGCUUGAUCUGGAACUGGUUUACCAUGAACUGCAUUACAUUAUUGCCACAGUAUAUUCUCCUCAUCAAGUGUUUUCUGGUGAUGAGCUGAAACAUCAAUGUAGCAUCAUUCGUCAGUUUCUCAUUCAUCAGCUGAAUGAGGCCAAGAAACGAGGAAUGGAUGGCUUCAAGUUCACUUUAUGUGUUAAGCCUCCUCUAACUGAUGCUGAAGAUGCCAAAUCAAUAGAUGAUGAUUCUCUUGUGUGCAUUGAUAAAUAUCCACAGCAAAAGGGUUUGAUAAACCAGAAGAAUGAUCAUGUGCCACGAGAGCAGUUUCCUACUUUGGAUAUCUGGUUUAGUGAUUCAAUGAAAGUCUCAGAUAUUAAGGCUGCUCUUUUAUCGGAACUUGAUGAUAAAUUGAGUGCUGACCAGUUGGUCAAAGUAGCUCGUCAAGUUGCUCACAACUGGGAGGAAUUUGUCGCAGUUCUAUCACCAACAAUGUUUUCUGUAGCACAAAUUGGUGUCAUACAUGACACAUACUCAAAACCAUUCUCUAGGGCUCACGCUGCACUCUCUCGGUGGGCUGACAAUAUGGACAAAGCAGCAACACGUCGUUUGGUAGUUUCAACAUUUUUGGAAAUGGGCAUGAGACAACAGGCAUCUCGUAUAUUUAGAGAUGACUUGGUAGAGGUUAUUAGUCAGGGUGACUAAAUAUAUGUUAAUACAUAUCACAUGAAAAUGAGAGAAGAUAAUCGACAUUCAAUUUUGUGGUCAAUUUGCAGCAAAGUAUGGUUGCAACGUUUGCUAAUAUCCCAUGCUAACGGGCAACAGCAAGUU